CAGUGAAAAUGGCGGCUGCGAAUAGAGCACAACCAGCGUUCUGCCUUGGGGAGCACACCUUAAGUGUGCCUAUGGAGCUCCAUAAGGAGAACAGGAAACGGUUGUGUGAGCGGCUCAGAGCUAACAAGAACGUGCCAAAGAACUCGGUGGUGGUGAUCCAGGGAGGGGAAAGUGCAACACAGUACUGUUCUGAUAAAGAACUGCUCUUUAGACAGGAGUCCUAUUUUCAGUGGAUGUUUGGUGUAGCAGAACCAGAUUCCUAUGGUGCAAUUGAUGUAGACACGGGAAUGGGGAUUUUGUUCAUACCAAAGUUACCUGAAAGCUAUGCAACUUGGAUGGGAAAGAUCCAUCCACCUGAGCACUUUAAAGACAAAUAUGGCGUUGAUAAAGUAAAGUUUGUUGAAGAUAUUGCUACUGUUCUGAAGAAUAUGAAUCCAUCAAAACUACUCACUUUGAGGGGACUUAAUACUGACAGUGGCAAACAUUGCAGAGAAGCAGCUUUUGAUGGCAUAGGGGAUUUCACUGUGGACAACAAGUUGUUGCACCCUGAGAUUAUGGAGUGCCGAGUGAUUAAAACAGACAUGGAGCUGGAGGUGUUGCGUUAUGUGAACAGAAUCAGCAGUGAGGCUCACAAAGAGGUGAUGAAGAGCAUCAGGCCAGGCAUGUAUGAAUACCAGAUGGAAAGUGCAUUCCAGCACUAUUGUUAUGUGAAUGGUGGAAUGAGGAUUAUGUCAUACACGUGUAUUUGUGGAAGUGGUUUCAACAGCUCCAUCCUCCAUUAUGGACAUGCUGGUGCCCCAAAUAGCAAGAAAAUCCAAGAUGGAGACAUGUGUCUGUUUGACAUGGGUGCUGAAUACCACUGCUACACCUCCGAUAUCACCUGUUCCUUCCCCGCCAACGGCAAGUUCACAGAGGACCAGAAGAAGAUCUACAACGCUGUGUUCAAGGCAAGCCGUGCCGUCAUGCAGGCUGUCAGGCCAGGAGUGUCCUGGGUUGAGAUGCAUAAGUUGGCAGAGCGCCAGAUUUUAGAGGAGCUGAAGCGACACGGCUUACUCCAGGGAGAGGUGGAUGACAUGAUGAAGGUCCGCCUGGGAGCUGUGUUCAUGCCACAUGGGCUGGGACAUUUCAUGGGACUGGAUGUGCAUGACGUGGGAGGCUACCCAGAGGGUGUCCAGCGUAUUGAUGAGCCUGGCCUGAGACAUCUGAGAACUGCCAGAACUCUGCAGGAAGGGAUGGUCCUCACUAUAGAACCAGGGGUUUACUUUAUUGAACAUUUGUUGAAUGGUGCUCUCAACACUCCAGCUCAUGCUGUGUUUCUAGUCAGGGAUGAGAUAGAGAGGUUCAGAAACUUUGGAGGGGUUCGAAUUGAAGAUGACAUUGCUGUGACCUCAGAUGGGAUGGAGCUGCUAACAGACGUCCCUCGCACAGUGGAGGAGAUCGAGGCUUUAAUGGCAUCUGGCAGACGACAGGAUGGUGCUGCUCAGCAAACCAAAGCCUGAAGUUUUGCUGAUAACUCUUUUGUGAAUUCCAUAAAAUGGAAACAUAUAUUUUGAAGUUAAUAACUGAUGACUGACUAUUAUAUAUUUCAAAGACUAUUGAAAUUAUCUGCUGUCUCUAAAUGAAAUACAUAUUAGGCAUAAUAUGCCAUAUAUUCAGUCUCUAAACCGGUAUAUAGAUUAUUACAUUUGUAUUUAUUGGGCUGAUUUCCCAAAACAGCCCUAGUUUCAGAGUUAAUGCAUUGGGGAAAAUGGUAGAGGCAUGGUGGUAAUGCAGAGAUAGAUUUCCAGGCCCCAGUUUCACAAAAAAAAAAAAAAA
Messenger RNA from Lingula anatina, 1815 nucleotides. Its product is annotated as xaa-Pro dipeptidase. Lineage: Eukaryota; Metazoa; Brachiopoda; Lingulata; Lingulida; Lingulidae. The record is from RefSeq and is a predicted model, not a curated record. Gene Ontology annotation, molecular function: manganese ion binding; metalloaminopeptidase activity.